Messenger RNA from Beta vulgaris subsp. vulgaris (sugar beet), 1104 nucleotides. RefSeq lists its product as uncharacterized. The transcript has 2 exons. Bases 1 to 1104 code for a protein of 367 amino acids. The record is from RefSeq and is a predicted model, not a curated record. Lineage: Eukaryota; Viridiplantae; Streptophyta; Magnoliopsida; Caryophyllales; Amaranthaceae.
AUGGGGUACGUGACUGAGGUGGUGAUGUUAGGUCUCUCAGAGGUGAAUGAGGUGGUGUUGGUUGUGUUAGAGGUGAAUGAGGUGGUGUUGGUUGUGUUAGAGGUGAAUGAGGUGGUGGUGGUGUAUAAGUUGCGGGUGGUGAAUGAGGUGUUGGUGGUGUAUAAGCUGUGGGUGGUGAAUGAGGUGGUGUAUGAGCUUUGGAUGGAGAAUGAGGUGGUGUAUGUUGUUUGGUGGGUGAAGCUAAAUCCUACACCUUCCUUUCACCAAGAUAUAUCCCAAAAUUUCAAUGAGAGUCAGAGCUAUCAUACCUCAGUACAAGAUUCAUACGCUGAUAAUAAUUCUACACAACCAUAUUUUGGAGUUGUUGGGGGUCAAGGUAGCAGUAAUGAAGUGUUGCGUGAGGAAGAUGAUGAUGUAGAAGAAACACAUCCAACGACGAUAGAGCCGAUCUUAACUCCGCCAGUGGUGGUGAGAUCCAAAAAGAAGAAGACUCCCAAUGCCACUACAAAAGCAGCUGCAGCAAACAUGAGUUGGUCGGUAAGAGAGGAGGAGGCUGUUAUUUCUUGCUACAUGGAACAUUGCACUGAUGCUACUAUUGGAACAAACCAAACAGGAGCAGAACUCUGGAGGAAAGUUUUUGCAUCUUAUGAAUUGGCUAGACAAUCACGACCUCAUGAAUUACCGGAAAGAACUCCUAAUUCUAUAAGGAGUCGUUGGUCCCGGAUGGCUAAAGAUGUGCUGAAGUGGGUUGGGUACCUCGAGGAAGUGGCAAGGGUCAAAAAGAGUGGCCAGGUUGAUGAUGAUGUUAGGCGCGAAGCACAUAUUAUGUGGAGACGUCAUGAAAAUUGCAAUUUCAUCUACGAGAAAGCAUUUGAGAGCCUGUUCCUUUACCCAAAAUGGAAAACUAGGAUUCGGAGGUACCUCCCAAAGAGUCUAAGGGACGAGGAAACCAACAUUACCCAAGAAUCUGACCCGGAUAGUAGCGGAAGCGGCAAAAGGGUAAGGCUUGAUGAGGAUGAUGAAGUUGCUGUAGACGAUGAUUCUACUGGUGGUAGGGCCUUUAUGUCUGGGGUAUUGUUCGACCGGUGGGGUGAAACAAGCUAA